Messenger RNA from Micropterus salmoides (largemouth bass), 2637 nucleotides. It is a transcript of the gene angptl3, whose product is annotated as angiopoietin-like 3. The coding region runs from base 148 to 1557 and encodes 469 amino acids. The transcript has 7 exons. Gene Ontology annotation, biological process: triglyceride homeostasis; phospholipid homeostasis; cholesterol homeostasis. Lineage: Eukaryota; Metazoa; Chordata; Actinopteri; Centrarchiformes; Centrarchidae. The record is from RefSeq and is a predicted model, not a curated record.
CUCACAUCAUUUAAACAGCAAGGAAGUCUAGGUUAUAGGCAGAGGGAGAGAAAGGAGUGUCGCGAAGAGCACAAGCUAGAGGAAAGCAAGAGCAGCGAAGCACUGGGUUAGAAAUUAUUCCACAAUCCAGGAUUGGACCAGAAAGUCAUGAUGAAGCUGUUUUGCCUGUCGCUGCUGCUAGCUAGUUCCACUGCUGCUGUCCCUCUGGAAUCCUCGGGUAGAGAAGUGUCCCCCACAUUGCCCUCCCAGGCCAUUACCCCAGUGCCAAGCCCAACUGAGGCAAAGUCUCGCUUUGCCAUGCUGGAUGAUGUUCGUCUACUUGCAAACGGCCUCCUUCAGCUAGGCCAGAGUUUACGGGAGUUUGUCCACAAGACCAAGGCCCAAAUCAACGACAUCUUACAGAAGUUGAACAUUUUCGAUCGCUCUUUUUACCAGCUUUCAGUUGUCACGUCAGAGAUCAAGGAGGAAGAGGAGGAGCUGAAGAAGACCACCAAUUUUUUGAAGACCAACAACGAGGAGAUCAAGAACCUGUCGCUGGAAAUCAACUCUAAAAUCAACAACAUCCUGCAUGAACGUACACAGCUGCAGAGCAAGGUGGGGAGUCUUGAGGAGAGGCUGAAGGGACUGUCAGAGAGCAUGGUCCCUGUUGACCAACUUAGUGAAAUCACAACGCUCAAGGAAGUGAUUGAAGCUCAAGAGAAAACAAUCACCAGUCUGCUAAAAGCUGUGACUGAGCAACAUGAUCAGCUUGACCACCAGAAAAUCAAGAUUAAAAACCUGGAGGAAAAGCUAAGUUAUGACAGCUUUCAAGAUACAGUCGAUAAGCCAAUGGAUUCAGACCAUUCAACUCCUAAUAUGUUUGAAUAUCUGACAGGAAACUCAACUGGCCUGGACACAAAUGACCUCCCCACAGACUGCAGUGAGUUGUUUAACAAAGGAGAAGCAAACAGUGGAACCUAUGUUAUCAAGCCAAACCAAUCUGAGCCAUUCAAUGUCUACUGUGAAAUGGAUUCAGAUGGAGGUUCAACUGUCAUCCAGCACAGGACCGAUGGUUCAGUGGAUUUUGACCAGACGUGGGAGAAGUACGAGAAAGGCUUUGGAGAGCUGGAAAAAGACUUCUGGUUGGGCUUAAAGAAGAUCCACAGCCUUACACAGCAGGGAGUUUACAUCCUGCGUAUUGAUUUGGAGGACUGGAAGGAGGAGAAGCACUGGGCUGAGUACCGCUUCUCACUGGAGGGUUCCUCCAAGGACUACACCCUCCAAGUCAGUGACUUCUCUGGUGACCUGCCUGAUGCCAUGGCCAACAGCACGGGCAUGAUAUUCUCCACUAAAGACCGAAAUAAUGACAACCUCCGAAACUCCAACUGCGCUCGCAAUUACACAGGUGGUUGGUGGUUUAAUGCCUGCGGUGAGACAAACCUUAAUGGAAGAUAUCUGUGGUUGAGGGCAAAAGGACGCUCUAUGAGAAGGAAGGGCAUUCACUGGAAACCUGGCACAGGGCCCUCAUAUUCCCUUAAGAUGACCAAGAUGACCGUACGACCAGCACCUACAACUUAAAGCUUCAACUGAACCCCACAAGUCAUACCUUCUCUUACAACAAUACUAGCAUUUUUAACAAAAAUUGAUAAUAUCUAAUGCUCAGUUGAAAGGUUCCAUGGAAAGAAAAAGUGAUGUAACACAGUCAUUAUAUAUGACACCAAAUCCAUAGUCAUUCUCCAACAUUAAGCUGAUUGCUUCCUAAUGCUGUUUUGUCAGAGGUUGGUGCUGACUGAUUGAUAAUAUGUUGCAACCAUGGCAUGCAGGUCAUUAACCUAUUGGAUCUGAUCCAGCAGGGACAGUACAAUUGUCAUUAUGCAACAUUUGCCAUCACUUGCAAAAUGGACAUAUGGAUCAACAUCAGCAACCUGAUUCCGUGUUGGCUGCAAAAUGUCACAGUACUGCAAUAGAAAGAAACAGACUGUGGAGAGAUUCCGAAACAAUUCCAAAACAGAGAUUUCUUGUCUAUAUUUUCAGUGAACUUAAAUGUAUUUGACAGCCUCAAUGUUAGCUAUUUGAGCUAUUUAAAAUGUAUUUUAUCUUUGUGAUGUAAAACUGCUGCAUGUUGCAAGGAGUUACAGGCUGAAAUACACACAGGUUAUGACAAAGUAUGUAAAUCAUAUUACACGGUUCAAAAGAAACACUGCAUCUCCAACAUCUCAAAAAGUGUCCAUAUUGAUGAUUUUUUUUCCAAUGAAGACCUUGUCAUUUUCACCCUGUAUUCUACACUGUUUCCUCCCUAGGUUCAUGAGAAAAAUCUACAAAGUGGGGGCAAUGUCAGCGGUCAAAUACAGAACAAUAGAUACAAAGCUUUGCAAAGCAUUGAUGAGGUCCUUUCCGUACGUUUGUUCUAUGUUGUUGUUUUUUUACACUAACGUAUUUAAACCAUUUCCAUGCUAUAUCAUUUUUGCUGGUAUUGUUGGAACAACACAUUUCUGCAUAUUUGCUAUUUUACUGAGUCAUAUUGACUCUUGUCCAUUUUUACAACAUAACUAACUGCCCUGUAAAUGUGCCUCUUACUAACACUUCAACCUGAAAAGUACCAAUGUGCUCUAACAAAUCAUAUUUAUGAAAACAAAAUAAAAAUUUGUAACCAAAUGA